UGUUUUUAAUAAAAAUAAUUGGUAAUUUAAAAUCCUCUUGUAGUUACGCUUCUUUCGAGGUUAGGUUUACCUAAUUAGUUUUAGUAAAAAUUUUAAUGGCUUUUAAUUUCCGUUUUUGUGCUAGUCUACAGUAGCAGUCGGAAAACAGCGGUUCUUAACUAAUAAGAUCUAGUUCACCUAAAAUACUUUUGAAUUUAUGUAUAUAAUACUUUUGAAAUUAUGUAUUUUCUUUAAUAAAAAAUAGUGUCUUGUGAUUUUUUUUAUUUGUUUUACUCUCUGGUUAAAAGCUUUAGUCAUGUAGUAUGCAGUAAUAAUAUUGUGUGCCUUUACUAUUUUGUAAAGAUUAAUUAAGACAAAUCAUCUGACAACGAAGAGAAUUUAUUUUACUAUUUAAUUUAAAAGAUAAAUAAUAAAAAGUUGACUGUUUCAUUUUGUUUGUAAAUAUGAGUGAAACACUUUACACAGGUGGUUGUCAUUGUGGGGCUGUGGCGUUUGAAGUUCUGGCGUCUUCUCCGUUGUUGUGUAUAAGAUGUAACUGUAGCAUAUGCGAGAAAAAGCAAAAUAUUCAUUUUAUUGUAUCAAGAAACAAAUUUAAAUUGCACAGUGGUCACGAUUCUUUGACAACAUACACGUUUAAUACUCAUCAAGCAAAGCACAUGUUUUGUAAAAUAUGCGGAGUACAAAGUUUUUAUGUUCCACGCUCUAAUCCAAAUGGUAUUGGAGUUAUGCCUCAUUGCUUAGAUCAGCAACAUACAGUUGAAAUUCAAAUGCAAAAUUUUAAUGGCAAAGAUUGGGAGUUUGAAAUGAGAACAAGCAUUGGUGAUCAACUUCGAGAGAUAUCAGAAUUAAAUUAAGCAUAAUUAUAUUUUAAAUCAUGUUUGCAAUUUCUUGUAAAUAUAUGUUUUUAGUUUAUA
Messenger RNA from Hydra vulgaris (swiftwater hydra), 914 nucleotides. Its product is annotated as centromere protein V. Lineage: Eukaryota; Metazoa; Cnidaria; Hydrozoa; Anthoathecata; Hydridae. The record is from RefSeq and is a predicted model, not a curated record. Gene Ontology annotation, molecular function: carbon-sulfur lyase activity.